Molecule: messenger RNA, 4015 nt
Organism: Salmo salar (Atlantic salmon)
Lineage: Eukaryota; Metazoa; Chordata; Actinopteri; Salmoniformes; Salmonidae
Product: liprin-beta-1
Biological process (GO): neuromuscular junction development
Cellular component (GO): presynaptic active zone
Molecular function (GO): protein binding
Source: RefSeq, a predicted model, not a curated record
GCAGUGGGAUAUACGGGAAACUUGUGGAAGUUGGGAAUUCGCUAUGCAGCUCUAUCAAAAGGUGUUGCGUACGGCUCGAGAGAGCACUGAAAAGUGAACUUUUGGAAUAGCGUUAAGGUCGCCCUUCAAGAAGUUGACGCCUGUGAAGUUAUUCCUUUUGUAUUGGAUUCACAGUGGGGGGGAGGGGGUGAAGAUGAUGUCCGACGCCAGUGAGAUGUUGGCAGCCGCCUUGGAGCAAAUGGAUGGGAUCAUAGCAGGCUCCAAGGCCAUGGACUACUCCAAUGGGCUGUUUGACUGCCAGUCGCCCACCUCUCCCUUCCUGGGAAGCCUGCGGGCGCUGCACCUGCUGGAGGACCUGCGGGCGGCGCUGGAGAUGAUGGACCAGGAUGAGAGGGAGGGCCUCCGCUGCCAGGUCCCUGACACCACCGCUGACGGCCUAGUGGAGUGGCUGCAGCAGGGACAACUGACCAACGGACAUGGCUCUGCUAUGAUCUACCAGGAACGACUGUCACGGGUGGAGAGCGAUAAGGAGUGUCUCGUCCUCCAGGUGAGUGUUCUCUCAGACCAGGUGGAGGUGCAGGGGGAGAAGAUCAGGGAUCUGGACAUGUGUCUGGAGGAACACAGAGAGAAACUCGACGCCACUGAAGAAACGCUGCAGCAGGAGCUGUUGAGCAGGUCGACCCUGGAGGCACAGAAGCUGGAGCUGAUGACCGAGGUGUCCAGUCUGAAACUGAAGCUGACCACUGUGGCGAGAGAUCUCAGGGAUAGUGAGGGGUUGUACCAGGAAGUCAACGAUCUGCGGUUCAGGGUGACCGAUAUGGAGAAUGAAAGACUGCAGUGUGAGAAGAAACUUAAAUCCACCAAAGAGGAACUGCAGACUCUUCAGAGGCAGCUGGAGGAGCUGAGGAGGCUAAAAGACCAGGCUACAUUGGGAGUCCUGACCCCAGACAGAACAGAUGGAGCGAAAGAUGUGGACGUGCUGAGGAUGAAGAGGGCCAUGGAGUCCCUGAUGUCAGCAAACAAUGACAAGGACCGGAGGAUCGAGGAGCUUCAGGAGUCUAUCACACGGUACAAAAAGGUCCAGGACUUGGUGAAAGACACACUGAAUGAAGACGAUUACGAUGACAUCCAGGAUGACAGAUCCCCCUCCAUUCAGGUCGCCAUGGAUACAGACCGGGCCACCUUGGCGGUUGGGGAGGAGACAGGAAGGAGCUGUGACGAGAUUCCAUCUAUUGCAGUGUUUUCAGAGCUGGAGCAGGAGAGACUGAUACAGGAACCAGACACAGACAGUCCACCAGAAGUCCCACCACAUUCAGCAGGUAGCCUGGGCCACAUAAACAGCAACACAGAGCAGACCACAAUUGAGGAUCCCAGCCCCCCAUCCACCUCCCCAUCAAACCCCACCAGUAAUGAAAGCUUUGGGACCAAGAAGGCCCGCUCCUCCUUUGGACGUGGUUUCUUCAAGAUGCGUGGAGGCAAGAGGACGUCCAGUGCCCCAAAUCUGGAUCGCAGCCGGAGUGCGAGUGCACCUACGUUGGCUGAGACCGAGCGUAAGGGCACAGACCACUUGGACUUGGCUGGUGCCCCGCCACACAAACCUCAGGGAGGCGACAGCAGCCAGACCCUACCUUCCUCACCAGAGGCCAAGAAGAAGUCCAGAGGCUUUAUGAAGUUCUUAGGCAGGCUGAAGAGAAGUCACUCCACCUCGCUAGACCUGGAGGAGACAGAGACUGAGUUCAGGAGGGGAGGAGUCAGAGCCACAGCUGGCCCCCGACUGGGCUGGUCACGUGACCUGCAGCACAGCGCUGAUGAUGUGGACGCUCCCUUUGCGCAGUGGAGUAAGGAGCAGGUGUGUGCGUGGCUGCAGGAGCAGGGCCUGGGGCUGCACGUAGCUCAAGCCCAGCAGUGGAUCCGCUCAGGAUUCACCCUGCUGCAGGCCUCCCAGCACGACCUGGAGAAGGAGUUGGGGAUCAAACAGCCCCUCCACAGGAAGAAGCUGCAGCUGGCUCUCCAGGCACUGGGAUCAGAGGAGGAUGUCAGCAAGGGCAAACUAGACCACAACUGGGUGACCAGAUGGCUGGAUGACAUUGGUCUGCCGCAGUAUAAGAGCCAGUUUGACGAGGGGAGGGUCGAUGGGAGAAUGCUACACUACAUGACUGUGGAUGACCUGUUGUCUCUAAAGGUGGGCAGUGUCCUCCACCACCUCAGCAUCAAGAGAGCCAUCCAGGUCCUCCGGCUCAACUUCUACGAGCCCAACUGCCUCCGCCGACGGCCCUCUGACGAGAAAAUGUCUCCCCAGAACAACAUCACGCCAGGGGAGAUCUCCCAGUGGACCAAUCACAGAGUGAUGGAGUGGCUGAGAUCAGUGGACCUGGCUGAGUACGCUCCUAACCUGAGGGGCAGUGGUGUGCACGGGGGGGUCAUGGUGCUGGAGCCUCGCUUCAACGUGGAGUCCCUAGCCCUCCUGCUCAACAUCCCUCCCAACAAGACCCUGCUGCGCCGCCACCUGGCCACCCACUUCCACCUGCUCAUCGGCUCCGCUGCCCAGCGCAGCAAACAGGAGUGUCUGGAGAACCCUGACUACACCCUGCUCACUGCCACCGCCAAGGUCAAGCCCAGAAGGCUGCCGUUCGGUGGCUUCGGGACCCUGCGUAAGAAGCGCCAGGAGGACGGCGAGGAGUACGUGUGCCCCAUGGACGUGGAGAUGCCCAAGAACAGCAGCUUCCAGGGGGGCCUGAGGAUCUACGAGGACAACCUGGACCAGAUGGAGGACUCGGAAGGGGCUGUGAGGCAGAUAGGAGCAUUUUCUGAGGAAAUCGACAACCUGACGAGCAUGCUGAAGGAGGAUGAGUUCUUCAGCGAGGUCUCCUCUCGCUCCCCCAAGGCCAGCAUCACCGACGACUCCAACGUGUGAGGGAGGGUCCCCGCCAAUGAUAUGUAUUAACUUUAGAUGAUUGACAGGGGGUGCUGUUUUGCAGCCACCACACAGCCAUUUUGUUACUCCUCCAUUGUAAAAAAGAUUUUAGAAGCUGUAGAAAUGCAUUAAUGUCUACAUUUGUUUUUGACAAGUAUAUUCUAUUAGACACCUUAAUGCAUACUUUGAAAUGUGACCUGAACAUAAAAAUACAAGGGAGUACUAAUGAUACUGUCCCCACUACAACAAUAAAUACCUAAAUGCAUGUAAUUUUGUCCUUUUAAACAUUUUAUAGAAGUGCUGUAGAAUUCAAUUCAUUCCUAUGGAGGAGUGCUCCUUCUGCGGAGUACCAAUAUGGCUGACCAGUGGCUUCAUAGCCUCUCAUUGGCCAUUACAUAGCAUCAGCAAUCCAGGGUUUAUACACAUUGGCCCCAGCUGGCGUCGCCAUGCAAACACCUUGAUAAGCUGUCUUCUACAACCUGAGACCACCUAUGCCCUUAGACUUACGUCUUUGUCGUUUCAGCAAUUUACGAUCUCUCGCUCUGCAUUCCCAAGUGAAGUUAUACAUGUGUAUUUAUUUAAGUUGUUGAAAUGUAGCGCAUGAAUUGAGAUUUCAACAUAGACGCAUUUACUUUGUUACAGAACUGUUUUUUUUAUAUAUUUGUUUGAAUAUCCACAAAUGAGUUCCUGUACUUACAUGGUAUGCCCUUGUCCUGACUUAUUUUUGGAACCCUCUCACGCCUAUUAGCAAUUAUAGAACCUAAAAGAUUGGUCAACUCGCAGUGGGACACUUGGAUCUGAAGUCAAAACAUUGCAGUCUGGCUUAAUCCAUAAUUUCCUCUACAUGUUGUCCUCUCAUUUGAUGCUCCUAUCUGCAUGUUUUGUGUCCCAAAGUAAUUCAAUAUUAUCACUAUGGUUUGUCCUGCCAUGUUGAAUUUUAGGAACAUUAAACAUGGAAGCCCAACGUUCUAGAAUGUAAACAUCACCACAAAGCAAUAGUUUUGCAAGCCUUAACCAUAUCAGUGAACAAUGUAAUGUACUGUGUACUGUUUCUAUGCAUCUUUUUUGAAAAUAAUUGUCAAUAAAAACAUGGUAAAAUGA